GGUGCUGCGGGGCUCCCUGGGAGGUGUAGUUCCUUGCGCGUUGAAACCGCGGCUGCUACCUCUCCGGAGGCGCGCCGUUCUAUCUGAAGGUCCCCAGACAGCCACGCGCGCUCCUGGCGCUCCGUACCCGACUCCGUCCUGCGGCUGACCCCGGUGGUCACGUGGAGCCACUUACCACGCAAGUUGGGGUCCUCGCAGCCAGGGAGCAAGCCCUAAAAUGCCUGUUCGCGUGAGACCUCGGUGCGGCGGGUCAGGGUCGCUCUCCGCGUGGGGCUUGCUCCGCUGCGCGUCGGUGCCCGACUUGGGCGCCUGCUGAGCGUGCGGAGCCGAGUCAGGCGGCCGCCGGGGCACCAGGGUCUGGGACGCGCCGGCGCGCUCUGGAGAGGCUCGGCAGCCCGGCUCCCCCGCAGCCGGGUGCUUGGGUCGGGGUCCGAGUGAGGCCGACGGUCUUCAGCGCCUGCGCUGCGGCGGCGGCCCCGGGAGCAGAGGUGGAGCAACCCCAUUACGCUAAAGAUGAAAGACUGGGGUUGGCUGGCCCUGCUUCUGGGGGCCCUGCUGGGAACUGUCUGGGCUCGGAGGAGCCAGGAUCUGCACUGUGGAGCUUGCAGGGCUCUGGUGGAUGAACUAGAGUGGGAAAUUGCCCAGGUGGAUCCCAAGAAGACCAUUCAGAUGGGCUCUUUCCGAAUCAAUCCAGAUGGCAGCCAGUCAGUUGUGGAGGUGCCUUAUGCUCGCUCAGAGGCCCACCUCACAGAGCUACUAGAGGAAGUAUGUGACCGGAUGAAGGAGUAUGGGGAACAGAUUGACCCUUCCACCCACCGCAAGAACUACGUGCGUGUAGUGGGCCGGAAUGGAGAAUCCAGUGAACUGGACCUACAAGGCAUCCGAAUUGAUUCAGACAUCAGUGGCACCCUCAAGUUUGCGUGUGAGAGCAUCGUGGAGGAACAUGAGGAUGAACUCAUUGAAUUCUUUUCCCGAGAGGCUGACAAUGUUAAAGACAAACUUUGUAGUAAGCGAACAGAUCUGUGUGACCAUGCCCUGCACAUAUCGCAUGAUGAGCUAUGAACCACUGGAGCGGCCCAGACUGACGGGCUUGAUGGACCACCCCCAGGAGCAGAGGAGGGUGGCAAUGCCUUUUAUAUUACGUUUUUACUGAAAUGAACUGAAAAAUCAUGAAGCCAAAAGUAUGAACUGUGUUGUCUUUUCAUGCCCAGAAUUGGCCCUCACAUUAGGCUUGAAAAUAGGGCAUUCCAGACAAAAGAAAGGAAGGAAGAGCUUUGGGAAUGGCGUAGCAUGAAGGUAGGAGGACCCUGAAGCUUUCAUUCUUUUGUCAUCUGAGACCUCUGCUGGACUCACAAAUUAGAUAACCACUUAUUCAGUGCCUAUUCAAUACAGUGUGUUUAGAGUCUCAAUUGUGGAGAGAAGGGAACCUGUGAAUAAGCAAGAGAAUAUAAGUAAGUGUACGGUAGUAUAGGAUUCUAGAAACUGUCCAUACUGAUGAAAGAAGACAGAGCUUGAAUUUGAAGGAAAUAAUGGACAUGCAUUAUUCUUCCCUCCCUGCCCUUCCAGAUGCAGGGGUCAGCAAGAGCGGACAGAAAGGGGAAAAUAGAUGUGAUCAACUUAGCUGAAAAGGGCUUUAUCAGAUAGGAAAAGAUGAGGUAAGGAACGUUACUUAAAGGCUUUGCUUGCUGACCUGAGCUUUUAGGUUUGAUGCCAGCUGUAACAUUGAAGUAUGCCUUUCUCAUCUCCAUCACUAGCCAUUGUCAAUCUGGACCAUAAGUCUGUCCUCAUUUUCUGUACAUAGGAUUCUGUACUGGGGCAUAGGAAUGAAAACCUAAAGGAUACCUUUGAGGAGCUUAACACACCUUGAUCCAGAGGUAUGGCUGUUUCAGGCUUUGGAAUGGAACAUUCCUGUCCCAGGAAUGCCUCAGAAUGAACACCUGAAUAAACAUUUAAAUUAAGCAUUUUAGAAUCUAAAGGGAACUUGGAGAUCAUCUAGUUAACCUCUGCCCAUUCUACAGAUGAAGAAGCUGAGACCCAGAGAUGCCACAGGUCUUGAAGUUCUGUAUAUAGUGGCAAAACUGGAUCUAUAAGCUAAUGUUUCAAGUGAUCUAAUACAGCUGUAAAGUAACCUCUA
This is a messenger RNA of Manis pentadactyla (Chinese pangolin), 2134 nucleotides long. RefSeq names its product canopy FGF signaling regulator 2 (gene CNPY2). The transcript is spliced from 6 exons. The record is from RefSeq and is a predicted model, not a curated record. Gene Ontology annotation, cellular component: endoplasmic reticulum. Lineage: Eukaryota; Metazoa; Chordata; Mammalia; Pholidota; Manidae. Bases 514 to 1062 code for a protein of 182 amino acids.